Molecule: messenger RNA, 204 nt
Organism: Schizophyllum commune H4-8
Lineage: Eukaryota; Fungi; Basidiomycota; Agaricomycetes; Agaricales; Schizophyllaceae
Exons: 2
Source: RefSeq, a predicted model, not a curated record
UCAAGCAACGGGUAUGCAUUCCUUGCGAUUGUCGCCCACUAUGUCACGAACGAUGGUCAUCAAGAGGAGCUCCUCAUCGACUUCCAUGAACUGAUCGGUGCUCACACGGGGGAGAAUAUGGCGCAUGCAGUGUGGGAAACAUUGGGUACAUAUGGACUGAAAGGCAGGGUGCGCCGUCUUCUCCUCUUCAUGUAUCCAUGUUGA